GAACGCUUUAGUUCAAAUUCAGUAUUCGAUUCCCUUCGGUGCUGAACACACGUUUACCUCCGAAUUAUUUCUUCCAAGUUAUCUUUAAAAUUUCGUAUUCCAAAUUUUCGUCUUUAAUUUCGGAAAAAAAUUUUAUCUGAAUAAAAUGUUUAAGAAAUCUGCAGUAAUUGUUGGACGAUGCAGCGGCGUCAUGCGUCCCAGCUUCUUGGUUCGUUCGCACCACUUAGCCAGUUUUAAACAUGCAGGCGUUCAAGACCAACCGAAUGUCCGCCCCAAUGAGUCCCCCAAGCCACUGAAGGAUGGAUCCAUCGGAGUAAUAAAAGUCCAGGGCCACGAAUCGGCCAACCUCAUCAAUCCUAUGCAACGCAGAUUCCUGAACGAUCUGGAGCUUUUGGAGAAACGAUGGUUAAAGGAAGAAAAGAAGAACCAGGACGAUGUUGGAAAUCUGACCAAGCAGAUUACCAUGGCCGCAAAAGGAGCAAAGGGCGCUAAAGGCGGGGACAAAUGCGGUAAAGAUGCCGAGAAAAAGAAGAAAGAAGCCGAGCAAAAGAAAAAGUGCGCUGAGCUGGCCCAAAAAGAGCAAUGCGCAAAGAAGGCUAAGGAAGAUGCAAAGAAGAAAGAGGCGGCAAAAUGCGCCAAGAUGGCCAAAGAUGAAGCAAAAAAGAAGGAACAGGCGAAAUGCGCUAAAAUGGCCAAAGAAGAAGCACAAAAGAAAGAGAAAGCAAAAUGCGCAAAAAUGGCCAAGGAAGAAGCAAAAAAGAAAGAGGCGGAAAAAUGCAAGAAAAUGGCUGAGAAGGACAAAUGUAAAAAGGGUGGCGAUAAGAAAUCCAAGAAGUAAAUGACCAUGAAGUGCAAUAAAAUAUUAUCCGAAUUUUAAAAUACAAAAUCUACAAUGGUUAAAAAUUUGUGAUAAUAAAGACAAUUACCUUAAAUUAAA
Molecule: messenger RNA, 937 nt
Organism: Drosophila kikkawai
Lineage: Eukaryota; Metazoa; Arthropoda; Insecta; Diptera; Drosophilidae
Product: sperm-specific protein Don juan-like
Source: RefSeq, a predicted model, not a curated record